AUGGAAAAUUAUCAUGUGUUACAUUUAAUUGGUGAAGGCUCUUUUGGGAAGGUAUAUAAGGGAAGAUGGAAGAAAAGUAACUAGAUGGCUGCUUUGAAGUUCAUAAGUAAGAGAGGAAAAACUGAAAAAGAUUUAGCAAAUUUGAGAUAAGAAAUUGAAAUAUUGAGGAGAUUGAAGCAUGAAAAUAUAAUAUUAUUAUUAGAUGCAUUUGAAACGCAAGGGGAAUUUUGUUUAGUAACUGAAUUUGCAUAAGGCGAAUUAUAUGAAAUUUUGGAGGAUGAUCAUAAUCUUCCUGAAAGUGAAGUCAGGAAAAUUGCGUAAUAAUUAGUUAGAGCACUUCAUUAUCUUCAUUCUAACAGAAUUAUUCAUAGAGACAUGAAACCUUAAAAUAUUUUAUUAUCUGCUAAUGGAGUUGUUAAAUUAUGCGAUUUUGGAUUUGCAAGAGCAAUGUCAACAAAUACACAAGUUUUGCAUUCCAUUAAAGGUACUCCGCUUUACAUGGCGCCAGAGUUAGUUCAAGAACAGCCCUAUAAUCACACAGUCGAUCUGUGGUCAUUGGGGGUGAUUUUGUAUGAAUUAUUUGUUGGCUAACCUCCAUUCUACACUAAUCAAAUUUAUUCCUUAAUUCAACUUAUUAUUAAGGAUCCUGUCAAGUAUCCUGACAACAUGAGUCCAGAAUUCAAAAGUUUCUUAAAAGGACUCUUAAAUAAAACUCCUUCUGAUAGAUUAGGAUGGCCAGAUCUACUUAAUCACCCUUUUAUACAAGAGUCUGAUUAAGAAAAAUAUGAAAGGAAAAAAAGAUUAGAAUAAUAUAGUUAAUGGGCAGGAGUGGAAAAUGAAGUGAUUGAUAAACGCAAAAGAUCCUUAACGCCGACAAGGGAUAUCAUAACUUAUGAUUAAAGUAAGGACACAAGAGAUGUGUCGCCUAGAAGAAUGCCUUGUAAUGAUGAAUAUUGGGUUAAAUGUGAAUAAAUCGCUAAUGAUGUUCAAGGAGCCACUUAAUUAAGAUGUGACCCUGGAUUCUUAGAUAAGCUACUUCAAGUGUUGACUCCUCCAAAGAAACCAUCAUUGCAUUGCGCUUUGAAAGUCUUUGGAUAAGUUAUAACUAAAGGAAAUUAAUAAGAGGGCUUGGAUGUUGUGAAAAAUUAAUAAAUCCCUAUUUAAUUAGUAACUCAUGUGAAAAGUAUUCUUAAAUAAGGUAGUUCUGAGCUGCUAUCUGAAUUAAUUAAAACAAUAGGUCUUUUAGCCAAAGCUACCUUUGAUAAAAAUAUAGGAAUCGAUAAUGUCUUUAUCAAGUUUAUUGGAAUGACUGCCCAAAUUUUAAAGAUUGGAUAAAAUAAUGAAUUAAUCAACACAAUCAAAACUAUUGGAAUAUUUGCUAAUUAAGCUAGUCUAAAUCCAGUAAGAUCUGUGUUAUUUUAUAAAGAAUUAGUUGAGCAUAACUUAGCUUAAGAAACCGCCAAAUUAACAAAAAAUAAUAUUACUCUUCACAAAUUUGCUACUUAAGUAAUUGGUGUAUUGAUACAUCCUAUUCAUGGGGAAAUAUUUAGUUUCCCAUGGAAGAAAGGAUAUUCUAUUUAAAUUUAAAAUUUUAAUGAAGCUUUGCCAUUGUUUGAGUCUUUGAAAAAUCAAAUUGUUACUGCAUAUGCUGAUAUUGAUCAUAUGAAAAUUUAUAAUGAAUAAGAUGAAUAAUAAAAUUUAACAAGAAUUUCUGUAUUAAGAAUCCUAUUAUAAAUGAUUAGAGUAAGUAAGGAUGUUCACGUUCCUAAAGAGCUGAUUAGUUAGGCCCUUAAUUCUGAUGAGGCAUUAUUUUAAGGCACUGCUUUGUUGAUCUUAGUUCAAUAAUAUAAAAAUAAAAAUUAGGAAUAUCAAGUGAAUUUAUCAUAAGUGAUCGAAAUCUUUGAAAAUAAUAUUUAGAUUAAUCCUAUUGUUUCUUUAUCUGCAAUUUAAUUGAUUGCUGAAUUAUUAUAAUAGGAGACUAAUUUUACAAAUCAAUUACUUAGCUAUUUUAGUUAAUAGCUUCCCUAUAAAUUGUUAAGUGACCUAGUCAAUCCAAAUAAAAAACAAAAUAGAACAGAAGAAAUCAGAAAACUAGAAGGUAGUAGUUUUGGAUGUCCUAGUUAUGGAUUUGUCGAUGGAGUCAUUACAUUAUUACAAAAACUACUUUUUAGAUAUAAUAAGGAAUAAAAGAAAUUAACUGAUCUUUUUUAAUUAUUGGAAAAAUAUGAAAUUCAUCAAUUAUUAUUUUAGAUACUACUAAAUAUCACAAGCAGGAAUGACGUAUCUCCAAAAGGAUUCGUAUCUUUAUUGAUAUUGAUUCAUGAUUCAAUAUACUCUAAUUUCAAAGCAUUAGGAUAAUUAAUAUUUUAGGAUAAUUCAAUUAGGAUUUUAUGUUCUUUUUUAAAAGAAGCUUAAUUACAAAGCAUCUAAGAAUGGCCAUCUUCCAGUGGAGGAGGUAUGGCUUGUGUAAAUGUAAUGAGCAUUUAAAUUAUUCGAAUCUUCAUUUUGGCAUUCUAAGAACAAAAUUGUGAUAAUGUAUUUAAAGAAUUGAGUAAUUAAGAAAUAGUUGCUUUGACAUUAAAUUUGAUUAAAUAUCUAUAGAAGGAUCAUAUAUAAUUAGUUAUUUCAUUCAUUUCAAGAUUAGUAGGAAAUAAUGAAGAAGAUAAACAGUUUGCAUAAAGUUUUGUUUAAAAUAAUGGAUUGGCAAUCUUAUAAAAAUAUUAAAUAAUGAGUGUGGAUUCAAUAAACAUCUUGUCUUAAUUAGCUAGGAUUAGUAAAGAUUUUUAUCCAAAUAUACAUUCGAUUAAUUUAUACAACGAUUUGAAAUAGCAAAUUUAAUCUCCUGAUUCAAAUGUUAGAGCAAAAGUUUGCAAUUUAAUUGGCAAUUUAUGUAGACAUUCUUCUUUUUUUUAUGAACAUUUACUCAAAUUUGAUUUAAUUAAUCUUUGCAUCAAAUGUUGUCAAGAUCCAGAUAAACAUACUCGUAAAUUUGCUUGUUUUGCAGUUGGAAAUGCAGGCUUUCAUAGUGAUAGAUUAUAUGAACAGCUAAGACCUGUAGUGCCAAUGCUGGUUGACUUACUAAGAGAUUAAGAAGAAAAAACUAGAGCAAAUGCAGCAGGAGCAUUAGGAAAUUUUGUAAGAAAUUCUAAUGCCUUAACUAAGGAUUUGAUUAAACAUGGAGCUUUGCAUUAAUUGCUAGAAUUAGUGAAAACAGACAAAGGAUCUCAACCUACAAGAAUAUCCUUAUUUUCUAUAGGAAACCUUUGUGCAUAUCCUGAGUGCAGAAAAAAGUUUGAAGAAUUACAAAUAAGAUAGAUAAUUGAACUGACUUUAGCUUAAACUAAGGAUUAAUAAAUAUUAAAAUAUGGUAAAAGAAUAUUAAUUAAACUUGAUGAGAAUUGA
Messenger RNA from Paramecium tetraurelia, 3402 nucleotides. RefSeq lists its product as uncharacterized. Gene Ontology annotation, biological process: protein phosphorylation. NCBI's taxonomy places the organism in Eukaryota, Ciliophora, Oligohymenophorea, Peniculida, Parameciidae. Gene Ontology annotation, cellular component: cytoplasm. The record is from RefSeq and is a predicted model, not a curated record. Gene Ontology annotation, molecular function: ATP binding; protein binding; protein kinase activity. The transcript has 4 exons.